This is a messenger RNA of Sebastes umbrosus (honeycomb rockfish), 2164 nucleotides long. Its product is annotated as CXADR-like membrane protein. Bases 314 to 1522 code for a protein of 402 amino acids. Gene Ontology annotation, cellular component: cell surface; membrane; cytoplasmic microtubule. Lineage: Eukaryota; Metazoa; Chordata; Actinopteri; Perciformes; Sebastidae. The record is from RefSeq and is a predicted model, not a curated record. The transcript is spliced from 7 exons.
AGAGAGAGAGAGAGAGAGAGGCUGCACAUGAGCUGAGGGUGAGCUCAAGGAGAAGCUGCUGAUCGGUGUAGUGGAGCAAGAGGAGAGGAGAGGAUGGAUGCUGCUGCUGCUGCAUGUUGCACGAUGCUGAUGUUGUUGGAUGCUGCUGCUGCUGCUGGAGACAUGCGGUACUCUUCUUCUUCACUCCUCCUUCAGGUCACACUGUAGUUACUGUGGAGUCCAGCCAGUCAGUCACUGAGACAGUCUCUAGAUAGUCUCUCCUCCUCCUCCUCCUCCUCCUCCUCCUCUCUCGCUGGGAUUUUGUCCUUGCUGGAUGGAUGCAGGGAUGCCUGCUGCUCCUCUCCAAACACUGUUCUUGGUUGUGCUGGGUAUGCUGACAACAGGCGCCCAGACGGAGAUGAAGAGGGUUGUCGGAGACAACGCGACGCUGCCCUGCCACCAUCAGUUCUGGUUGGGAGAUGACCCCACUCUGGACAUCGAGUGGCUGUUUCUCAGGCCAACCAACAGGCAGAGAGUGGUGAUCACCUUCUUUGCCGGACGGGUUUUUGAUCCCAAUGAAGCAGAACGUAGCCGCGUGGCUUUCGCUGGAGAGUACUUAAAAGGGGACGCCACUCUGCUGAUCAGUGACUUGUCUCUAACAGACUCAGGAGAGUACAGCUGCAAAGUCAAGACUGGUGCACAAUACCACUGGAGCACCAUCAACCUCAUAGUGCUGGUAAAGCCGUCCAAGCCGCGGUGCUGGAUGGAGGGCAAACUGUUGGAGGGCGCUGACGUUAAGAUGAGCUGCAAGUCUGCCGAUGGCUCUGAUCCCAUGCGCUACAAAUGGGAGAGAGUACUGGACAAGGGCAAGUAUAUUGGCAAGCUGCCUUCACUGGCCCUGAUAGAUUUGAAAAACCCAGAGAUUGUGACAUUGAAGAACUUGACCAAGGACAACACCGGAGUCUACAAAUGCACCGCCAGCAACGAUGUGGGAGACGAGAGCUGCACAGUGGAGGUCAAGAUGCACUAUGUAAGGGGAAUGGGUGUGGUCGCAGGGGCAGUGGUCGGCGUGUCCUUCGGAGUCCUCCUCAUCAUCCUCAUCAUCUGGUUGGUGUUCCGCAAAAAAGAGAUGAAGAAAUAUGAAGAAGAAGAGACCCCGAAUGAAAUCAGGGAAGAUGCAGAGGCUCCCAAAGCCAAACUGGUGAAGCCCAACUCCCUCUCGUCCCAUUCUGGCAGCUCUCGCUCGGGCACCUCCUCCACUCAGUCCAUGGUGCACAACAUGGGGCUCCGAGGCCAACGAGCCUGUGUUCCCGCCGUGGCGGCCCUCAAGGAGAACUGCCCGACCUCCUCCUUCCCUCAGGCUCCUCCUGCCUACACUCAGUCAGUUCCCAAGACUCCUGAGCCCCGUUCAACACUAACCUCCACAUCUACCUCCAACUGCAAGCCCAGCUCUCCCUCUAAACUGAGUCCUGGAAACCUGAGCCGCAUGGGGGCCACUCCUGUUAUGAUCCCCGCCCAAACCAAGGCCUUUCAGACUGUGUAGAUGUAAUCACACAGAGAAAAAAAGGCCAAGGCAGCCUCAGGACACAGCAACUAGCUGAACCCAAGAGAGGAGACUCUGAUAAAGACCCAAUUAUAUUAUCUAGAUAUAUUCUCACCAUUCACAAUCCGAUGCAUACUUUGAUCAGUUUAACUCUUUGAGAUCUCUGCUCUACACUACCAAUAUAGGGACAGGCUUCUUCUGGUGUUGUUUAUUUACACUCCUGAGCAACAUCUGUGAUACUGUUUUAUGGACUGUGAUUAUGAAAGACAAGUCGGUGUUGAAACUGAAGUAGCAGUUGAGUGAAUGGGAUGAGGAUAAAAUGAUUACAUUACAUGGCCACUUCAUUCUUUUUGUAGAAGACUGCUCACAGAUACAACUGAAGAAGUUAUAGUAGUUCAUAGGGGGAAUGAGAAAAAGGAACAAACUUGAACACCUUACAUACAGUACACCACUUUACACCUGUUGUGUGAAAUGAAAACACCCUGCACCUAUGACUGAACUGAUGAAAGUAGUUUACCUGGAGGUCGUUAGAGUAUAUAUACAGCCCGUUCUCAUUCCCAGGGCGUCAAAUACCGUCACUUACUACAACUACAAUGUAAACCCAUCCGCGUCAACAUUAGCUCAGGGAAAGUGCGCCGGGAG